This is a messenger RNA of Cylindrotheca closterium, 1287 nucleotides long. NCBI's taxonomy places the organism in Eukaryota, Bacillariophyta, Bacillariophyceae, Bacillariales, Bacillariaceae. The record is from the annotation of a GenBank genome assembly.
AUGGCGGAAUCAUGGAAUCUGCGGCAUCGGCAGCUCGAAGAGGAAGAAGAUACAUCUGCGUUCAGGCCCCUACAAGAUGAAGAUGACAUGUGGAUCCUGAUAUGUUCCAUUGGGGUAGGGCUGUCCCUUCUAUUUCUCAUCUUUCGAGUAUGUCGGGAUUGUUUGUUGGUGAAAGGGGGACAUACCAUCAAACGAUCUACAGUCAGUGCCCGGAUCGAAGAACAAGAGAAACAAAGAGACGCCAAAAUGGCAAAGAAGCGUCGGAAAGCGGAAAUGGCACAAGCCAGGAAGAUGCAAAAGAAAGAAAAGAAGAUUCGGAAAAAGGAAAUGAAAGGAGGCAACAACAGAGGUAUGGGCAACGGAAAGCGGCCACCUCCACCCAAGCGGUCACCUCCGCCCGAUCGGAACGACGAUAGUGCAAAAAGUGGAAAUCGUAAAAGAAUCCCAUCCAAAUCUUCCGAAGACUUUUCCGCAGCCUCCCCAAGGCCUAGGCCACCGACACGACGAGGCAGCAAUCAAUCUGAGGAUUCGACCGAGGUCAUCUCGAGUGGUCCACCUCGUCGGCAAGCCAGUCGAUCGAGAUCGGCGGAACCCAACAAAAUGAGAAGGGGCUCUCGAGGACCCCGGAAUGAAUCUUCCGGCGAUUCCGGUGACUUUCAAUUACCUCGUCGCCAAGCCAGUCGAUCGAGGUCCGCAGAACCCAACAAAAUGAGAAACGGCGCUGCCAAUAGUAAUAACUCAUCGACCGACAUCCCGACGCCAUCAUCAAUGCGAGGAAAACGGCCCGAUGGUGGCCCAGAAGGCCGACCAGUCAAUAGACCUGGACCUCGUGCGGUUGAAUAUGACGAUAGUGAUGAUUCGGAUUCCUCCUCGGAUUAUGUGACUGGACCACCUCGUUCGGCAGUCAAUGUUAUUGAUGAUGCUGACGAUUCGGAUUCUUCAUUGGAGUAUGUAACAGGACCACCUCGUUCGCAAGCAAACAACGUCAAGUCUUCGGUGCCAUAUGCACGACCUGAGCCACCUGCAGCAGCCGCCAAACCAACCAGAAGACCCAGCGGGAGCAGUUCUUCGGAAGAGUCCUUGGAGCCCUCUUCCUCGGAAGAAUCCUAUGAGGAGCUGCCACCGCGUCCUGCUGUGAAAAAGAAGGUUCCAGCCAAACCACUUUCCAAUCGGAGUCCGGUUCGUAAUGGACAGGGACAUGGCUUGAUCAACAAUGGUGAGCGAAAUGUUGGAACCAAAGAUCCAAAAAAGGUUGCCGUGAAGGGAUUCCUUGGAGGCGGGAGCUAG